AUGAGAAUAGUUAUUAAUUCACAAUGUAAGAAGAUAUCUAACUCUAGCAUAUUAUUUUUAAUACCAACAUCAAUUAUACCAACAAGAUUAGAUAAUAAUAAUAAUAUAAUUUAUGUUACACCAUAUAAACAUUAUAUAGGUAUAUCAGCUCAAUAUCCAGCAGGAUUGGGUGUAACGAAAAUAACCACUGGAUACUACAAGGAUGACCCAUCACAAGGAAAUGAAUUUACUUUGCAAGCAACUUGUAACCCGACGACAGGAGUUUGCACAUACUUUAAUAAUUCAAUUUCAUCGGCUGCAUCACCACUAGGUGAAGCAUGGGCACCAAAAUAUGGUUAUUAUCAAUACAAAGUAGGAUCCGAUGCUCAUUCCUAUUUUUAUGAUACCGAACCUACAGAAAUUGCUGCCUUGCCAACACCUACUUUUACAGUCUCACCAUACGACACGAUUCCACCAGAAUUGAUAGAAGUGCAACCAUAUGACUAUGUUGAAUAUGAUUCAGUUGAUAAUAUUUAUACCUAUAGUUCAUUUGAUACUUCUGGAAAUGAUUGUCAGGUCAAGCUCAUCGUUCAUAUCUCUGACAAUUAUUAUGGCCCCUAUCAAGUUGGCUAUGGUGAUACUCCCAACAUGAACAUGUAUGCAACAAUUGAUCCAAGUUUAUUGGAAGAGCCAAUGGUAUUAGGUUUACUUUAUGAAUACACCAAUUCAAAUGGAAUCAAUACAGUUAGUAAUUACCAAAUGCAACCAGAAACACUAGAUAUUGUAUAUUACCAAAGAAAAAUCAUUUAUUCUCCUAGUGGUAAUAUUACUGCCUAUAAACAAUUACAUUCUAUUGACGGUGGAACAGAUUACAAUGUAUAUGUAUUUGUGGAAAGUAUCAUGGGAACGUUAAAAGUUACUCGUACUCUACCAACUCCACCUUCAUUACGUCCAAUGAUACAAGGAACCAAUCGAGUAUUUGCCACUCCAUACAAUACUAUGCUUAAUUUAGAUCCAACUGGAACUUCAUUAAACAUUAGAUUAAAAAUUGUAUUGACUGCCACCACCUGCAAUCUAUUGGUCUAUGUAUUGAUUGCAGGUGUUGAUGGAGUUUUAUUACAAGAUCGUAAUCCAACUGCUCUAUGUAUUGAUGACAGCAACUAUUUGGUUGAAUUUAAAUUCUAUCGUAAUAUUGGAAAUGUUAAUAUCUAUCUAUACGAUGUCUAUGGUCAGAGUGAUUCUCUAGAGACUACAUUUGACCUCGAACAACCACCAACCAGUAUUAUAUUUGGUGACGAUCCAGUAUGCACCCAAACCGAGGCAUUCUUGUUAUCGAGUCCAUCGACCAAUGUCACUCAAAUCAAUGUUCAAGCACCAUUUAAAACAUUGCAACCGCAACUACGUCAAAUCUAUUUACGUCACUUUUUGGAUGGGACAAUUAUUGGCAAUACAUUGUAUAGCAAUAAUGAUCCAGCCGAUUUUUCCUAUGGACUUAUCAACUAUCCAUUUGGUUAUUCUUCUGGUAAUACUCGUGAAGGUAUUAUAAAGUAUACUACCUAUCUUCCAAAGUUGCCAAGAUCCAUUGCUGGAAAUUCUUUUGAUUUUGGUGAAUCUCAAACAGAAAACACUCAAUACCUUGGUGAAGUCUCUGGAUUGGUUACAGACAUUCAUAAUCGUAAUCCACCCAUGUUGGCUUCAUUCUCUAUGCAAUUCAAUUCAGGACUACUUGCAGACUAUACCUUUUCAGUUGAAGAUGUUGAAGGUAUAUUGUAUUGUAAUAUUUCAAUUGGCGCCUACACCCAAAAGUUUACAAGAUCACAAAUAGACACUGGAUCAACAUUUAGAAAUCCUUCAUUCACAGGAUCAUUCCAAGUGAAUCCUGCAUUUUGUGGAUACCCAGUUGAAAUUGCUUGUCGUAAUACUCGUCUCGAAACAUUGUACACUAAAAGUGGUGAUCUCUACCUUGAAGGUUCGAGUGGAAACACUCUUCGUAUCAAAUUGGUAGAUUGUUUACGUGCAUCUACAAGUUACCCAAUUCCAAUCCAUUUCAAGUAUGCAACCGAUCCAACAGACAAGUCUAAAUAUAAUUUCGAAGUGCUUAUAUACCAAGAGGUAUUGUCAACGCUGACAUCUGCCACAUUGACCCUUACAUCUAUUGACUCCUCAGAGGUACCACAAACCAUUUCAUUAAGCAGAGAUGUUACAUCUUUGAGUACUGAAUGGAUGGUUUAUAAAGGUCAAUUGAUAUUGUCAUCCACUCCACAACUUUCAUCGACAGCGGUCCCAAGUUUAGAUUUAGAAUAUGGAAGUGGUCAAUCAACAACUUAUACAUUUGAAGAAUUUACAUACCUUACAACAACACAAAUUGGUGAUUAUUUCGACUCAUCCAACGGAUUGGUAAAGUUAUAUUCACCAACCGACCAACAUGCUCCACAAUUUGUUUCAGUCUAUCAUACCAAUGGUGAAAGUCAAGGUGAAAUCAUAGUCUAUGUCGACUUUGACGAUGCUAGUGAUAUCGAGUAUGCCACCAUCAAUGUAUUUGAUAGAAAGGAACCAUCAGUUGAACAAGUCCUUUCACAAUCAGUUGCAACUUUUGUCGAUGGAAACAUUAAAACCUUUAUGUUCCAAUUCAAUGCCAAUCUAGCUUGUGGAGCAGCCGACACAUUCUACUAUGUAUCUUUUGCACGUGACGUUUACAAUAAUUAUCAAACUUGGACACCAUCAGACAUUAGUUCAUUCUCUAACCAAACUCUUUGGAAUGGCAACCAAAUUACCUAUACCAGUCUCCCACCAUCGCUACUUCAAUUUGAUUUUGAACCAAAAAUGAUAAACUCUGCCAAAGAUGAUGAAUCGAGUCGAUCAGUCUAUUUUACCAUGACAGUUAUGACAAACGGUCAAAUCAUGUCUGAAACUAGCUCCCCCAUUCUCUACCUAUCGGAAUUAUUGUAUAUUGAACCUGUAACAUGUACAUUUACUCUACUGGGUCAAAACAAUACGAUUGCAGAGUACGAAUGUUCUUUGGUUGUUCCCAAAAACUAUGGUUUGAAUGGUGUUACAAUGUCAGUGUAUGGAAUUCAAAAUACAUGUGGUCAAUUUGUUGGCUACAGUAAUAUUGACCUUGCAUCUGGAGGUUAUCCAAACUUUUUAUCGAUCAAAGAUGUAGAUCCUGUCAAUCUAGAACUUUCCCAAAUGCGUUACACUGAUCGUGUUAUCACAGUCUUGGGUGAUGAUCUUUCUCUCGCCACUGCUACCGACUUUUUGGUUUAUGGACAGUCGGAAAAUACUGUUAUCCCAUCUGUUUUGGCUCAACUUGGAUUGACCAUGACAACCAAUAGUCAAAGUAGACAAUCAUACAACUUUACAUUCCACCCAAUCAACCAAACUACAGUCCUUCUCAAUCUGACAGACGACUCUCCACUUUUGAAUCCAGAUGCACCAGUCUAUGUAGAGUAUCUUGGUGAUGCAUACCUAUUACAAGUAAAUGUAUGUCCAAACAAUUGUAAUGGUUUGAAUGGCGAUUGUCAAUUGGAUGGUCAAUGUCAAUGUACAAGUUCAUGGAUUGGUGAGGACUGUUCGGUUGGUAAUAAUGUUAGUUGUCCUGUUGACCUAUCGAACUCUGAAAUAUGUAGUGGUAUUGGAUUGUGUAGUCUAUCGAAAACAUGUAUGUGUCCAGUCGGAUACAAUGGACCGGCUUGUGAAUACCCCAAUCCCGAUCCAUACGACAUGACCAUCUUGAUUGAUCAAACUAGACCCAAGGUGACCUACACCAACCUCGACAAGAUCGAUCAACAAGCCAAGUAUGGUCAAUCCAACUUUACAGUUGCCUUUGAGUCAAUUCGUGAAUUGGAUCUUGACGAUGUGAUGGUCAAAGAAACCUUUUUCAAAGACAUGCAAUUCCAAGACAAUACCACUACUGGCGCCAAUCCAGUCUACACCUAUACUGGGUCGUUGGCUGGAUCGAUUGUGAUUGAAUUGACACAAUUUACCAAUUACACGAUUCUCGAUUGGAGAGGAGAAAACACAACCAUGCAAUCAAACACUAUUAAAUACUCUAUCAACCUAUCCAACUAUCCAUUUGCAUCACGUCUCAAUCGUAUACAACUUACAUGGAGAUCGAGUGCUGUCAUUGAUCGAUUGGAUGGAUGCGAGUACACUUUCCCAACCCAAUCAAUCGUUGGUGGAUCCAUGCAAGAUAUGCGUUACUUUUCCAUGCCACUCCAUGCCACCUCUCUCUAUGGAAGGUUCCCCAACACUAUCUAUCUAGACAAUCGCGCAACCUUUGCCUCUAAUAGAGUAUUGGAACAAGUAAAUGGUACCACCCAACUAGAUGCAGGUUACUUAGUUGCAAUUGAACUUCCAUAUCAUCAAACGGCAUCAAUCGACCCUGAUUUCUCGGUACUACUCGGUAAACAUUCCAAUCCAGAACAAUAUCUAAAUUGUCAAUCAGACAGCUCUGAGAAUAAUAGUAUUACUUGGAAGAUUGCUGUUGGUGUAGUUGUAGGUGUAGUUGGUCUUGCUGCAAUCAUUGCCGGUGCCAUUUACUAUUCAAAACAUUCAACCAAAGGAAAAAUAUUUGUUCACAAAAUGAAAUCAAUUUCAAAAAGAAAAUUAUCUUUUCGUUCAACAAAUUUUAACGAACCCAAAUAA
Cavenderia fasciculata is the source of this 4626-nucleotide messenger RNA. RefSeq lists its product as uncharacterized. The transcript is spliced from 4 exons. Gene Ontology annotation, biological process: sexual reproduction. Lineage: Eukaryota; Evosea; Eumycetozoa; Acytosteliales; Cavenderiaceae. The record is from RefSeq and is a predicted model, not a curated record. Bases 1 to 4626 code for a protein of 1541 amino acids.